This is a messenger RNA of Rattus norvegicus (Norway rat), 7573 nucleotides long. NCBI's taxonomy places the organism in Eukaryota, Metazoa, Chordata, Mammalia, Rodentia, Muridae. The record is from RefSeq and is a predicted model, not a curated record.
AAUCAAGUAUAAAAUACCAAUAUGAAAUAAUCAUAAUCAGAAUUGAGCUAAUUCCUGUGAAGUCAUUUAGUUUUUCAUUUUCUGCUUCUAUUUUCAAGGCAUCUAGAGUAGAACUAUCUGAGAUCCUAAGGCCUUCUAUUAUGGUGCUACCCAUUCAUUCCUGUCUCCUUGAGGACUUCUCAGGUGACUUAAGAAAACCUGAUUUCUUUUCAGAUUGUCCCCAGCUAGUGUGAUCUCUCUAUCGAUGGCCCUUGCCAAAAGCUGCAAAGGCAAUGUGUUGUUUUACAACACAAAAUUCCAGACAUUAAUUUACCAAUAAAGUCUCAGGAGUCAGAUGCUGUAUUUAAGUGAAGCUCCCAACUGUCCUUCCUAAUUCACUGUUCCCCCAGAAGAAGAGCACUGUAGCUCUCUCUGCACACUUUCUUAAAAAUCCUACAACUGAAAGACUUUCCAUUGCCCUACUUAUCUUCAUUUCCUAUCAAGUUGUGCCUUGACCUGCUCUAGACCUAAGUGCCCUUUAGCUUUGCAGUAAAGGUGUGAGGUAGGUGAGCUGGACAGUAAUAAAGUCCAUGUUCACAGUAAACAAAGAGCUCUUGCAUUAAAUGUCUGUGCCCUGGCGAUGCUAUAUCACACAAUAGUUUUUCAUUAAAUAAUACAUUCAUGGAGAUCAUAGUGUGAUCGAAUAUUUUGUAACAUAACUUAGUAAUGUUCUCUCUAUUACAUAAGUCAAGUACUAUCCUGUGUAUUCUGGCCUUUUUCUGUCAUGUCUGUGUGCAUCACCAUGGGAAUCCCAAGGAACAUCAAUCCUGGGCUUUUGAAACUGUUGUAUAGGGCCAACCGGGGACCAAAACCACCCAGGAGACUACUGAUACUUGACACACAUAAAGUCACCUCCCUAUUUUCAUAUACUUUAUGGCAAGAGGUCACCACUGCUGACCAUGUCUCAUUAUCGAACGUGCUUCUAAAUGGAAGAGUUGGGGUAAAGGAGGUCACCCCACAAAACACAAAACACCCAUCUCAGAUAAACAUGUAUGGUUUAUUGAAUCCAAACAUACAUGAAUUUCAGGACACAAUUAAAAGUCCUAACCUAAGGAUAAGAGAUAUAGAAGAGAAUUGAGAUUUCCAGUUCAUAGGUCCAGUAAACAUCUUCAACAAAUCAUAGCAGAAAACUUCCAUAAGGUAAAGAAAUAAAAGGCCAUAAAGGUACAACAAGCCUAGAGAACGCAAAAUUAAUUUAACCAGAAAAAUUUCCUCCAUUCACAUAAUAAUUAAAACACUAAAUGCACAGAUAAAAGAAAGAAUAUUAAAUGGGUAAAGUAUAAAUAUCCAGCAACAAAUGAAUUCAGACCUAUCUGAAUUACACCAGACUUCUCAACAGAGACUCCAAAAGCCAGAAAAAAUUGGGCAGAUGUAAUGCAGACCAAGGCUACUAUAACCAGCAUAAUUCGCAAUCACCAUAAAUGGAGAAACCAAGAUAUUUCACAACAAAACCAAAUUUAAACAAUAUUUUUCUUUUAGAGAGCACAACAGAGGAUAAUAGGAGGAAAACUUCAAGACAAUGAGCUAAACUGUACCCAAGAAAAACCAAGAAACUAAUCAUCUCUCAAUAAUUUCAAAAAAGAGAAGCACACAAACAUAAUUUCACCAAUAACUAGAAAAAGAAGAGAAAGCAGCAAUCAUUGGUCUUUAAUAUCUAACCAGACCUUCUGUCACCAAUCCCCCAGCUCCUAGGGAACAAACUGCCAGCCAAAGGAUAUACAAGGAUGGGUCUAUGGUUCUAGGUCACUGUGUAGAAGAGGAGUGACUUAACUGGCAUCCAUGUGGUGGGAGGCCAUUGACUAUACUGAGGCCUGUUGCCCCACCAAAAGGAGGUCCUAGAGGUGUGAGGUGGGAAUGGAUAUGUGUGGGUGGGGGAUACUGUCAUAUAGGCAAACCUGAGCAGAAAUGGGAUGUAAGAUUUGAUGAGGGGAGUCUGGAAACUGGGACAACAUUGGAAAUAUAAAUAAAUAAAAUAACCAAUUAAUAAUAUAUAGCCACAAAUAAAAUAAAAAGCAAAAAGGUAAAAGAAUAAUUACACCAAAAUAAAACAAAAGAAAUCCCUGUAGUGGAUUGGCCUAAUUCUUCUUGUGUUUAAUGCUAAUUUGUGGAACUCAAGACUGGCAAACCCCCAAAAGCUGACCCUGCUCCCAGUUAACUGUGAUUAUAAAGAAGCCAACAGCCAACAGCUGCACAGCAGAGAGAUGGGGGAGGUGAGCUUUGAGGGCUUUGCUAGAGAGGAUCAUGAGGGAAGAAGGAGGAAGAAGCUGCCAGAGAAUAAAGGAAGAACGUGUGUGAUGGAGAGGAGAGAGGAAGAGGACAGCAGCCAUGGUUAAGGGAGAGGAGCGCCUGGUCCUGAGGGCUGUCCAAGGGGAACAAAGAGCAGCCAAGAUGCUACACAGUCAGUAAGAGUUGAGCGUUAUUGUUUGGAAAGUAGAUCUGAUACCAUGGAGGGCAGGCAGCUGCCCAGCUACUGUGCUGACUAAUGCACACUAAAAAUAAAUUUAACACAAUAUGUAUAACCGGUAAGACAGCUCUGUAGAGGAUCCUAAAAGGAAUACUUUAGUUUGAAGGGAAGGAUAAAAUACUAGAGAAAACAGGAAAUAAUUUAAUAAAACUACGACAGUCAAUCAAAAGAAGCCAAUAAAAACCACAAAAAUUAACAAAAUGACAAAAUUUAAUACAUAGGUUUAAAUAAUAUUUGCAUGUCACUAAACUCAAUUCCCCAGUGAACAGACAUACAUUUAGCCAGAAACAGGAUCACCAUCAUGAGAGAUGUAGAGGAUAGAGUAGGGAAACAGACCUAAGACACAGGUCCCUAUAGCAAUUCUGUGCAGUUUCUCUGUCAAUAAAAAUCAGCAAGUUCUAGAGUUAAAUGUCUGUGUUAGUGCUGACCUACACUGCCAGACAUAUAUUUUCUUUUAAGUAAAUAACAAAUCUUGGGGCUUACAAUGUAAUCAAAUAUCCUGAAACAUGAGUUUGCAGUGUUCCCUACAUUUUUUAAAUCAAGUACUUUGACUACCAUUUUGGUUCUUUCUAAUCCUGUCUGAGUGCAUCAUCAAGGGAAUCCCAAGGGAUAUCAGAAAUGGGUUCUUGAAGCUGUUGCACAGGGCCAGUAUAGACCUAAGUACCACAGAGGAAACCUUGAUUCUUGUCACAAGGGAUCAUUCACCAUCCCUCUUGUCACAUAACUUAUGGCAAGAUGUUACCUCUCCUGACCUUAGCUUCUUCUCUUAAUGCUGCUGAAGGGAAGAUUUGGUGUCAAGGGGUCUGGAUUCAAACCACACCAACACUGAAUUCAUUUAAAUAGGUGUAGUUCAUUGAAUGCACACACCAAUACAGUUCAACCAGAGCAAUAGCUCACAACUGUGUACUGGACAUUUCUAUGGCCCAGCUCAUUGCAAGAUCCACAUGGGCUCACGCACAAGGGCUGUAAAUGUUGAUGUCUAUGGGCCCUGACUCAGGGCAUUUUACAAAUAAUUGUUCCUAUUUUCCUUGAAUCUGAUGGGUCCUAUGGGAAGCUUAUAGUUGGGGAACUUGUUAAGAUUAACAAACCUCAUAAUAUACAGAACAUAACAGGGUAUGUGACCAGCACCACACAGUUCAGUGUCAGAUUAUUUUGUUUUGUGUUAGCUUGUUUUCAGCAUCCAUGAUGUGGAGGCGUAUUACAGCACAAUAGGAAAGAGCUGGCUGCUGUGUAACAAAUUUGCUGCUGUUAAGGUAGGUGUGGGGGCAAGACCUCAGCAGGGAAGGAGAUGAUGUGUUUGAUAACUGAAAGGAGCUGCCUCAGCUGUGUUUCUCUGCCUGCUCAGUGCCCAUUCAACAUCACUUGGUCCCUGAAGAGGAACUCAAGGUCUGCCCCCCUGCUGCCUGUGAGCCAGGAGUAGGCACAGAAAGGCAUGGCCACAGCGCUGGUUUCCAAUUCCUCAGUAAUGCUGGAUUUCCACUAACGUACGUGGAUACACAAAUACAGUGUGGUAAGUUACAAUACAUACUAAUCAUUUCUUACAUAGGGCAGCAGUUGAUUGACUACAACUAAUUCUAUUUAAAAGAGAAAGAAACCUGGCUCUUGUGGAAAUAUACAAAGAAAUAUCUACGAUGCUGGGGAAUGAAUUCUGCCAUGGACUGAACUCAGAAUGGGGGGGGGGGGGUUGGAAGAAAGAUGCAUGGUUAAAUAGCCCACCAGGUUCACAUUGUGUCAGCUUGAUUUAAUCUAAGGACAAAAAGUGGAGUAUCUCUGAUGGCUUUCUUUUUAACCCUUGAAAGGUUCCCUGGGGACUGGCCUCAGUACUUCAUACUUCUUGCUGGGGCAACAAUGCUCAAGGAAGCUUGAGAUUGUCAUAGGCACAGUAUUAUGCUAGAUAUACAGAGUAGAUAAUACUAAGAUGUUCAGAUGGUGGUAUCCAUUUGUAUGCACUCUUAAUGUGGACCUAAGGAAAGAGAGAUCAAGGUCCUUACAAUAGAAAGAUCAGUUCCAUUUUUUUCUACCAUUCCAAACUGAACGACUGGUAGGGAGAGAAUGGUAGAUAAUUGAGAAUUCAUAGAUGAUGCUUUGAAUGAAGAGUGGGUUUCUGCGCUGGUUUUAGACAGGGUCUCAAGUAUCGCAUGUUGCCCUCUACCUGGUUGGCCAGGUUCUCUUUGAGCUCAGAUAAACUUCCUUCCACUUUCCAAUACAUAGGCUUACAAGAGUAGCCUCCAAGGACUGUGAGGACAGCAUUAGCCUGUGACAGUUGAGGUGUGCAACCCACAACUAUAGUUUUAGCCACAAUUUUCCAUGUCUACCAGCUAUUUCAGAUUGUUGCUGUUAUAUGCCUGACAAUCAAGGACGCAGAAAAAUAACCUGAUAGAGAACAAGGGCAUGGUGAUCACAUCCUUGCCUCUUCUGUAUGUUCGGGAUGAGGUUUGUUAAAAUUCCAAUAUUGCAAAAAGCUUUAUAUAGGGCCCAUCACAUUAAGGGUCUCUGUUCACUGUUCUAUCUAAAAUGGCCCAAUCAGAACUGACCACCAGAUAACACUUCCUGCAAUCUUCAUAUGAGAGAGAAGCUUGAGCUUUUUGUUUUGAUUUUUUCUUUUCUCUUUCUUUCUUAUUUUUUGCUAUAUAAGUUGAGAGAAAGAGAGUUGGGGCCAUGAAUUUGCUCCCAAAAUUUGAACUACGGAUGUGAUCAAUCAGUGUUUAGUGUGUGCAUUCUAUAAAGUAUUCAUUCUUUACUAUGAUAGAUGCUUCUGUGUUUGGUGGGGUGGCCAUUUCCCAGUGUACAGGUGCUGGGACCUUGCUCUAUCCACUUAAUGAUGUUUAUAGCCUCAUUUUAGUUGUUUAUGUGCACCCCCUAUGUCUCUUGACUAUUUUAUUUUUCUGAUAGAAGCUCAUGGUACAUCUUACUCAGGCCUGUGAGCAGUGCUCCUUUGGUGACCUUGGUGCAGAGAGGAGAACCCCACAAGCAGCAUGAGGUUCCGUUCACUGGUGGCUCCAAUCUUGCACUUUCCUCUGCCAACUGGUCUCCACACUUUUCCUAGCACCAUAAAGACUUCAACUCUUUCUCCUAGGAAUUUAUUGGCAAUUGUCAAUUGCUAAGCACAUGACUUCAUGAGUGUUCCCCUAAUACACACCCAUGUUAUAACCUACCAUGGAGACUAUUUCUUGAUGUGAUAUAAAGCACCUGUACAUAAUGAGACAGGAGAACUUUUGACUGCAUAUUCAAACUGGUGUGAAAUCUCAGGAAGUUUUAAUGGCUAACAUUGGUGAAUGAGGACAAUUUGAGUUAGGAUGAGACAUUUUGGGGCAAGAUAUGGAAGGAAACAUUCAUUUAGAUGCAUAGGAAUUACUAAGGUUGUUUUAUAAUCAAGCCUUGAGGAAAAUUUGGCAUUAGAAGGAGGAGAUUCCCAGUGGCUCUGCCCUGGGAAAGCCUCCUGGAAAGGGCCCCUCAGCUUAUGCUCAGUACAGGGAGAUUAUUAUCAGGAAACAAAAUCUGCUCCCCAUGACAUCAGCUGUCUUUUCUUGGACAUUCUAUUAUCUCCUAGAGAGUUCUUGGCAUCCUCUGUGAUGUCACCAGUGUUGUAGUGACGGCCAGUGCCCUAGUUUCUCUCAUACUGAGUCUGGCGGUUACAACCUAAGACAUGUUUUCCCAUCUUAGGAAGCGUUUUGGGAGGGGGAUCGUCGAUUCUGGAGAGACUAGAGUGAAGGAGUCUGGCCUUUCGUCUCAAAGUAAUGGUGGACAAAGACAGGACUUCUGGGGAAUGUCAAACGCUGGGAGAGAAACAUCAUCCCCUGGCACUGACCUAAGGGAGAAGCAGGCCAAGAAGGAAAAGGAGAGGCUGAUUGAAGAGCUGCAGCUCAUUACCGAAAAGAGAAAUGACCUGAGAGAUCGCCUGAGGUUCCUGACAGAGAGAUCCAUGAAGAACAGGCCCUACUUCAGGCCAAAUCCAUAUUAUGAAGACCUGGAGAGAAUGGAGGAGGCGGUCAUGUCAAUUCUGCACAACUUAGAGAUGGAGAACACUGAGAUCCAUGAGAACAACCAGAAGCUGAAGAAGGAGAUUACCUUCUCUAGAAACCUGCUCAGCCAGCUCCUGAUGGAGAACACAUGCAGGAAGAAGUUGGUCCCACUGAAGCAGGGAGCAAGGAGGGACAUCUUGAGUGUGCACUGAACCAGAAAUAUUUGGUUGACUUCAACAAGAAAGAUAAAGACCAGCAACGUCCAGACCCAGCAUCAUCAGAUAGGGACGAGCAGCUGUGUUAGCUUAACAAUAUCUGAUAAAAUUUGCCAAUUUGAUACAUCUUUGCUCUCUCCUACCACCUUUCUAAUUUACACUCACAACCAGCCAACCACCUCAUGUAAUGGAAUUGUUCAUUGCUCUGCCUAUGCACAAGUAUUCUGGGAAGUUAAACACUUUUCAGAAACUGAAUUAUUUUGCAAGUAUAUAUUGCUGAUCUUUUUGAAGCUGCAGUCUAGAAAUGGUGACAGAUGAAUAACAUACCUCAUUAUUGCAUAUCCAUGUGAUAGAUUAGAUCCUAUGUAGAGUUUUGAACAAGAUCUUGGUUCUUUGACAAAUGACACUCUGUGGUCAUGUGACUUCUUGUGUAGGAAGCACCUUUCCGGGAUAAGAACAAGUGCAAAUGUCAAAUUAGUACUUGUCAUUGGCUUUAUCCUUUUUGACAUAUGGACAUCUCCUUUCUUCCUGCAACCUGAUGAGGUCUCUUGCCGUUGCCCUGUUCUUGGUUUGCACUGGUAUAAGUCUGGGUCCCAGAUUGGCAGCCCACAUUACUGUGAGUCUUGCUGGAGAUUUUGCCCUGCCCACAGAGUUAGCAACAAUGAUAUCACUUAAAAUGUCCAUGUCGAUUGUCCAAUAGAACUGAGGUGUUAGAAGGCAGCAUUCUGACAGCUGGCUUGCAUUUCCCCAGCAAAUCAGUAUCUGAAAAACUUCCUUCCUCUCCUAGGUCUCAGAAAGUGCAAGACAGCUGGAAUUGGACACACACCAGUAAGAGAGCUUCCUGAACAAUAAGUUGCUUUCUCAGGAGUUCCUGAUGACCAACACCCUGAAUG